AUGGCAACCUUUACCAAGAUUGAAGAGAGCGAAACGCCCUCCAUCACUAUUCAUCCUUCCCACAAGAUUGCUAAGAUCAACGACAACAUCUAUGGAGGAUUUACCGAGCACAUGGGCCGCUGCAUCUACGGCGGCAUAUAUGACCCCGGCAAUUCUUUGUCAGAUGAGCGAGGCUUUCGCAAAGACGUCAUUGAAGCCUUUAAGGAACUCAAUGUGCCAGUAGUACGGUAUCCAGGCGGCAAUUUUGUGGCCACUUACCAUUGGCUUGAUGGUGUUGGACCUAAGGAGAAUAGGCCAAAGAGGCCUGAGCUUGCAUGGAUUGGCAUCGAGCCCAACACAUUCGGCACAGAUGAGUUUAUGCAGUGGUGUGAGGAAGUCGGCACAGAACCUUACCUUUGCCUUAACUUUGGAACUGGCACCUUAGACGAAGCACUUGGAUGGCUUGAGUACUGCAACUCGGACCGUGACACAUACUAUGCCAACCUUCGUCGGAAGAAUGGCCGCGAGAAGCCUUACAACGUCAAGUACUGGGCUCUCGGUAAUGAAUGCUGGGGCCCGUGGCAAGUCGAGCAGAUGACCAAAGAAGACUACGCCAAAAAGGCGUACCAGUGGGCCAAAGCUCUCAAGCUACUCGACCCUUCCAUCACCACCAUUCUUUGUGGUGAAACCGGAUACUCUUCUUGGGACUACUAUGUCCUCAACCAGUGCGUCAAAUGGGAUGUUCACGGUCUCAGUGGCGAUACUACUAAGUCGCUGAUCGACAUGCACUCCAUCCAUAUCUACACUGCCGACAAAGAACAUCUUCCCAAUGCGACAGCGCCUCGUGCGGCUGAACGGGCAGUACAAAUGACAGCAAGCUUGAUUGACCUUGCGCGCAUUGAGAACAAAGUUCCGGAGACAGUACCCAGGCAAACUAUCUGCUUUGAUGAGUGGAACGUUUGGGAUCCCGUCCGCGCCCCUGGUGAGCUUGGUGCUGAAGAGAAGUAUACACUUUCCGAUGCUCUCGCCGUGGCCAACUUCCUCAACGGUUUCAUCCGCCAAGCAAAGGAUAUGGGAAUGGCAACCGUUGCACAAAGUGUUAAUGUCAUCUCUCCAUUGAUGACAACCAAGGAAGGUCUUGUCAAGCAGACUUCUUGGUGGCCGUUGCUCCUCUUCUCCAAGUACAUGCGCGGCCAUACCAUUGCGCUCAAUGUUCGUGCCCCAGAAUAUACUGGCCGCACGAACCCCAGCUGGAUCCGCAACACCAUCGAGACGCCCUACCUGGAUUGCAGCGCCACGCUCAGCGACGAUGGUUUCAUCAACCUUGCUGUUACCAAUGUCAACGAGAAGCUGGACUUUGAGGUUGACAUCCCUGGCCUGAAGGCCGACAAGGUCGAAGUGCACACUGUCACUGGUGACAACGUUGACGUGGUCAACACUGAAGGUGUGCAAAAUGUUGGUAUCAAGGAGAGUAGCUGGGAUGGACAAGGCAAGUUCAAGUUUGGCAAACACUCUUUCACUCUGCUGAGGUGGAAGGCCUAA
Alternaria postmessia is the source of this 1521-nucleotide messenger RNA. RefSeq lists its product as uncharacterized. Gene Ontology annotation, molecular function: alpha-L-arabinofuranosidase activity. Gene Ontology annotation, biological process: polysaccharide catabolic process; L-arabinose metabolic process. The coding region runs from base 1 to 1521 and encodes 506 amino acids. NCBI's taxonomy places the organism in Eukaryota, Fungi, Ascomycota, Dothideomycetes, Pleosporales, Pleosporaceae. The record is from RefSeq and is a predicted model, not a curated record. The transcript is spliced from 5 exons.